Molecule: messenger RNA, 480 nt
Organism: Knipowitschia caucasica
Lineage: Eukaryota; Metazoa; Chordata; Actinopteri; Gobiiformes; Gobiidae
Source: the annotation of a GenBank genome assembly
AUGGAGGCGGAGGGGAGAGGGGGCGAAACACCACUGUCCCACAAUGACCACACUCAGAAAAGUCAAGAUCUUUCGUCCGACGCAGCUCUUGUGGACAGAGUUUGUGUUGACAAACUCACGGAGGGAAUCCUUGCUCACUAUCUGCCCAAUCUCCAGAACUCCAAGAGGGUCCUGCAGGAGCUCACACAAAACCAGGUCAUCUUAUUGGACACUUUGGACCAAGAGGUGACAAAGUUCAGGGACUGUAACGCUCUGCUGGACCUCAAUUCUCUAUUCAUCGAAGCCAAAAUCUACCACAACAAACUGGUGAACAUCCGGAAAGAGAUGAUCGUGCUUCAUGAGAAGACAACAAAACUAAAGAAAAAAGCCCUGAAGCUGCAGCAGCUGAAGCAGAGGGAUUUUCUGGAGAAGGAGCAGCAGAAGGAGAAAGAGCUGGAGCGGGAACGACAGCUCACAGCCAAACCGGCCAAACGGACCUGA